Molecule: messenger RNA, 6984 nt
Organism: Penicillium arizonense
Lineage: Eukaryota; Fungi; Ascomycota; Eurotiomycetes; Eurotiales; Aspergillaceae
Gene: cp9
Product: putative serine carboxypeptidase
Exons: 5
Coding region: 1-6984 (2327 amino acids)
Biological process (GO): proteolysis
Cellular component (GO): mitochondrion
Molecular function (GO): ATP binding; serine-type carboxypeptidase activity; metal ion binding
Source: RefSeq, a predicted model, not a curated record
AUGAAUAUCGCGGCAUUGCUAUACUUCCUGAAUGUCAUACGGGCCACCCCGGCAUUUGUAUUCUCUAGGGCCACUCGAUCAUAUGGUAUUUCCCGAUUCGAAGUACAUUCUUUACCGGAUAGUCCUGCGCUGCCAGCCAGUUGGGCUGGUCGACUUCCGGUUCCGGGCAGAGCGGAUGGGAAUGAUAUCUUCUUUUGGCUGUUUCAAGCAGAGCAAGCGGUAUACAGUGAUAAUUUGAUCAUUUGGUUCAAUGGCGGCCCUGGCUGUUCAUCUUUGAUAGGGCUUACGACCGGCAAUGGCCCCAUCUUGUUUGAUGGCAACUCGACCAAGCUCGUUCGCAAUCCGAAAUCGUGGACUAAACUCGGCAAUGUUUUGUAUGUCGAUCAACCAGUCGGAACAGGCUUCUCAACAGCCAGUUUCCCCUACCCGGUCAAAGACAAUGCCAGAGUGUCGGCCGACUUUGCACGCUGGCUACAUGCCUUCUUCAUGCACUUCCCACACCUUGCAUCGAAGCAAAUACAUCUAAUGGGCGAGUCAUAUGCCGGUAUCUACAUACCAUACUUCGCAUCGGAACUCCUUAAUGGCAAGAACACACUACCACUGGACGUGCGGUCAAUGUCUCUCGGUGAUGGCUCAUGGGGCAACGGAGCAGCCAUGUCAUCCGUCGCAAUGGGAGCCUAUCUAAGAUCCCAAUCAUCACUUCUCAACAUUCCCGAGAACAUCCUGUCAGUCUUCGACGAAGCAGACGAAACCUGCGGGUUCAACGAUGUGCUCGAGCAAUCCGCAAUCUACCCACCAAAUCACAAAAUCCACAUCCCAGGUAACCCAGAGUACUUCAACUUGAAGCGCCGCCGCCGCAGAGACAUGACAGACGCCCUAAAUUCAACAUGCAACAUCUUCGCAACAACCCCAGCCGAAGUCCGCGCCUCAAUCUUCAACUCGACCUGCUACGGCCCCUGCGCUGCCCACUCAACAGCUAUGGACUACAUGACAACAACGUCCGACGACGGCUCCAGAAAACCAGCCUGCUACGACGUCUACGACAUCAGCCACGACUGCAGCACUGUCUCCCCAUUGCCAUUGUUAGCAGAGUACUUCAGUCGCGCCGACGUCCAGUCCGCUCUACACGUCAGCAACAGCGGCACGUAUGAAGCGUGUAACCCGACUAUUCUGGGUACACUCCUCGCGGCGGAAUCCCCUGUUCCACCAGAGUACUCUAUCAUCCCGUCUCUGAUUACCGAACAUAAUGUCUCGCUACAUAUCUACAGUGGAGAGUGGGAUAUGUUGAUCAAUCACAUUGGCACCGAGUUGUCGAUUCAGAAUAUGACGUGGCGUGGUGCGCAGGGUUUCUCGCGGAAACCGAGUCGACCGUUUUAUCCUGAUAAUGCGGCGCCUUCUUCGACUAUCAACCCGAUGGCAAUGUUGGCUGCUGCUACUACUACUCUCUCGACUAUUGCGGCUACUGCUGUUCCUGCUGUUUCAUUGAUCCUCCCAAUGACACAAAAACACUCCACCGGAGGCGAGGAACAGCCUCUUACUAUUUCUCAAUGGCGUGAAUUACAAGAAACUGUUUCCGAGCCAACGCACAUUUUGUCGCUGCUCGAGCGAGCACAACCAAACACAUCAAAUGCAUGGAUCUCAUUAGCAACACCUGAACAAAUCAUCACACAGUGGAAGAAUAUCACAGCACUUCAAUCCGAAGGGAGAGAUCUUCCAUUAUUCGGCGUGCCAUUUGCCGCCAAGGAUAACAUCGACGCCGCUGGGUUUUGCACAACGGCCGCAUGCCCAUCAUUUGGCUCUGAGCCUGUCAUCACCGAUUCAACCGUUGUCCAACGAUUGAAAUCGCAAGGAGCCAUUAUAAUUGGCAAGACCAACCUGGAUCAAUUUGCCACCGGUCUCGUCGGUACCCGAUCACCGUAUGGAGCCGUUGCCAAUACUUUCGAUCCAAAGCGAGUCAGCGGCGGAAGCAGCUCCGGGAGCAGCGUAGUCGUUGCUCAGGGACUAGUUCCUUUCUCUCUUGGAACAGAUACAGCAGGGUCAGGACGGGUACCUGCUGGCUUCAAUAAUCUUGUUGGACUCAAGCCCACGCGAGGGGCUUUGAGUGCACAUGGCGUGGUACCAGCAUGCCGCUCACUUGAUUGUGUUUCCAUCUUCGCCUUGACGCUAGAAGAUGCAGACCUCAUCCUGCAACUGGCCGAGGGAUAUGAUGUUCGAGAUCCAUACUCGAGAGAUCGGGCCAGCUGGGCGACUGACAAGUCUCCUCGAGGAGCUUUACCUUCCCAGCCAAAGCUGGCUAUAUGCUCCAACCCUGAAUGGUUUGGCCGGACCGAGCAGACUAGGCCAUAUCAAAUGGCAUUGACCAAGGCCGAACGGCUGGGGUGGAAGCUAGAGCCCGUUGACUUUACACCCCUAUUCUCUCUUGCCAGCCUCCUGUAUGAAGGCCCAUGGGUUGCUGAGCGAUAUGCUGCUAUCGAGAAGUUCAUACGCUCUGUGCCAGUGGAGGCCAUGGACCCCGUAGUUCGAAGUAUCAUCAUGAAAGCCGAGCAGUUCUCUGCUGCUGAUCUCUUCGCGUGCGAAUACAACCGACAAGAUCUGUCUCGUGAGAUCGAACAGAUAUUUGGGCAGUACGACGCGCUGCUAGUACCCACGGCUCCCACAUUCCCUUCGAUGCAAGAUCUCAUUGACGAACCUAUCGCGGCAAACAGUCAACUGGGUAGAUAUACCAACUUCGUCAACUUCCUGGAUUGGUCUGCUUUAGCAAUUCCGGCUGGCUGGAGAGAAGACGGUCUUCCGUUUGGUAUAACGCUGAUAGGAGGGGCAUGGGAAGAGCCGCGAUUGUUGGAGCUCGGUCGGCGCUGGAUGUCUGAUGGCCCACGUUUGCUGGGAGCUACGGGUGUGGAAUAUCAAGAGCUUUGCUUUGAGCUUCCCGUUCCCGUCAAUUCGAUGCAGCUGGCUGUAGUCGGUGCCCACCUUUCUGGCUUCCCUCUGAACAUGGAUUUGGUCUCGCGGGGCGCUACCUUGGCCACUGCUACAGCUACAGCUCCGUGUUAUCGGCUAUUUGCACUUCAUACAACAGGCCCAGUAUCAAAACCUGGCCUGAAGAGGGUCAGUGAUGGUGGCGAGUCAAUCGAAGUGGAGGUUUGGAACAUGCCGCUGGACAAGAUUGGCAGCUUCCUCGGUACUGUUGCAGCGCCCUUAGGCAUCGGAUCCAUUGAACUGCAAGAUGGCCAAUGGGUUCAUGGGUUUAUCUGCGAGCCUGUCGGCCUCGAAAAUGCAAAAGAUGUCACUAGCUUUGGCGGAUGGCGAGGAUACACCCAGUCACUCAAUAGUUCUACCGCCGAGUCGUCGCGCGUCGCAUCUCCUACACCUGCAACCAGUAUCGGUGAAAAGCGCAUCACGACGGUUCUGGUUGCCAACCGCGGGGAGAUUGCACUGCGCAUCAUUCGGACUCUGCGUGACAUGAAGAUCUCGUCUGUGGCUAUCUAUUCAAAUGCCGAUGCUCGUGCGCCACAUGUCGCUGCUGCUGAUGUUGCUCUUCCCCUGGCUGGGAAUACAGUAUCUGACACGUAUUUGAAUGGCAAGCAGAUCCUGGAUUUGGCUAUCAACGCUGGUGCUGAUGCCGUCAUUCCUGGAUAUGGCUUUCUCUCAGAGAAUGCUGACUUUGCCGCCGCCGUUGAGACUGCAGGUCUGGUAUGGAUUGGUCCAACUCCUAAGCAAAUGAGAGACUUGGGCUUGAAGCAUUGCGCUCGUGAUAUUGCUAUUACGGCCGGUAUCCCCGUCGUCCCCGGAAGCAAGGGCUUGGUUACCAGUCUUGAAGAUGCACUGGCAGAAGCAGACAAAAUCUGCUAUCCAGUGAUGGUGAAAAGCACCGCUGGUGGAGGUGGAAUUGGCCUUCAGCGGUGCGCCGACAUUGAUGCACUUCGAGAAGCAUUUGAUGGCGUUCGUCGACUGGGGCAAGCAAACUUUGGCGACGAUGGAGUUUUCAUCGAGCAUUUCAUCGACCGGGCACGACAUAUCGAGGUCCAGGUGCUUGGUGAUGGCGCUGGUCGAGUCAUUUGUGCUGGCGAGCGCGACUGCUCACUGCAGCGUCGAAACCAGAAAGUGGUCGAAGAAUCUCCUGCUGGGUUUGUCCCAGUCAAAGUUCGAGCUGACAUGCGCCGGGCUGCUGCUGCUCUGGUUGCUUCCUUGCAAUAUCGCAAUGUUGGUACUGUUGAGUUCAUCUUCGACAUCGACACCGAGGACUUCUACUUUUUGGAGAUGAACACACGUCUCCAGGUCGAGCACCCAGUGACCGAGGCUGUAACAGGACUUGAUCUUGUCGAAUGCAUGAUGCGCAUUGCUAUGAAUGAUUGCACCUCUCUUUUUCCUCAGCAAAUAAAUGAAAUCCAGGUCUCCGGUGCGGCGAUUGAAGCUCGUGUAUAUGCUGAAAGUCCCCUUCAAGGAUUUCGACCUUCUCCCGGGAAGCUCAUGAAUGUCGAGUUUCCAUCUGAUGUCCGCAUUGACACUUGGGUCAGUUCAGGCCAGGAGCUAUCAUCAUCUUUUGAUCCAAUGAUUGCAAAGAUCAUCGCACACGGCGAUGAUCGUCCUGCAGCUCUUCGAAAGCUCUCAGAAGCUCUGGCCAAGACAAUAAUUACGGGCGUGGAAACGAACCUGAGAUAUCUGCAGCAAAUUGUUGCUUGGGAGUCAUUUAACUCCGGAUCCUUCACGACAGGAUCGCUCAAUACUUUCCCAUACGAAGUUCAAGUUGUUGAGGUCAUUGAUGCUGGGUCCAACACGGCUGUACAGGACUUCCCUGGCCGUCAAGGUCUUUGGCAUAUCGGCGUGCCGCCCUCCGGCCCAAUGGAUUCCUACUCGUUUCGUCUCGCCAACAAAAUAGUCGGCAAUGAUGAAAAUGCUGCGGGUCUUGAGUGCUUGACCCAAGGCCCGACACUGCUCUUCCACUCUCCAACCACCGUUGCUGUCGUUGGUGCCAAUGCUCCUCUAUUUGUCGACGGGGAGGAAAAGAAGCCGGGCAUAGCGAUCAGCAUUCAAACUGGACAGAAGCUUUCCAUCGGAACAGCGAUCAAUGGUUCUCGAGCCUAUCUUGCCGUUCGAGGUGGUUUUCAGGUCCCUAAAGUCCUAGGCAGCCGUUCGACAUUUGCAAUUGGUCACCUCGGAGGACACAAUGGACGUAGCCUUCGACGUGGUGAUCUUCUUCCAUUAGCAGCUGUUACGGAAAAAGAACUUCCAUUACUCAUGGCCCCAAUUUUCCCUCUGCCGAUACCUGGCAACCGAGAAUGGGUCGUUAGUGCGAUCCCUGGGCCACACGGUAGUCCGACUCAUUUCACACAGGAUGGGCUUCAGGAGCUGUUCAAUGGUGAAUGGACUGUCCACUACAACAGCAAUAGGCUCGGAGUCCGCCUCACUGGGCCCCGUCCAGAGUGGGCAAGGCAAACCGGUGGUGAUGCUGGUCUGCAUCCCUCCAACAUCCACGACAGUCCUUACUCAAUUGGAAAUAUCAGCUUCACCGGUGAUGAGGCAGUUGUCUUGACAGCAGAUGGGCCAAGCCUGGGAGGAUUUGUCGCCUUUGCCACGGUUGCGGAGGCCGAGAUGUGGAAGUUUGGUCAGAUGCGACCAGGCGAUCGCCUUCGACUGCACCCUAUUUCUCUUGAUGAUGCCCAGGCGCUCGCGGGGGCUCUCGAGCAUUCAAUCGCUACUUUUAGCCCACUGACAUCAGGAGGUUUGAAAGACACAAGCUCGACCGCUGUCUACAGCCCGGUCAUGAAAGAGAUCACCGAGGCUGGCCGCUUCAUUCGUUGCUGCCAGGCAGGUGAUCGAGCCUUGCUGCUUGACUUCGGCAAUGAAGACAACUUCACACUGCGACAAACAUUUCACAUCAUGAGUUUCAUUGAGAUGCACCGAGUUUCUCCAAUUCCUGGCGUUGAGGAACUCACAUCAGGAGUCCGAAGUCUCCAUAUUCGUUUGAAAGCAGGCUUCUCACUACCCCAAGUCCUUGAUGCGCUGGUCGCUCACGAGCUAUCUCUUGGAAGUAAACUUUCCUCUCGACUACCCUCACGCAUCGUGCACAUGCCUCUCGUUUUCGACGAUGAGAGGAGCCGCAAUGCCAUUGCCCGCUACACUUCGACUAUUCGUUCCUCGGCACCAUAUCUACCCAGCAACAUUGAGUUCUUGCAGAAAUUGAACGGACUUGACAGCCCUACUGGUGUGGAAAGCAUUGUCUAUGAAGGCACAUUCCUUGUAUUGGGCCUUGGUGAUGUGUAUCAAGGGUCCCCCUGCGCUGUACCACUGGAUCCCCGUCAUCGACUCUUCGGAACGAAGUAUAACCCAUCCCGUUCCUUCACACCUCGUGGUGCUGUCGGUAUUGCUGGUCAAUAUCUAUGCAUCUAUGCGACCGACUCGCCUGGCGGGUAUCAGCUCGUCGGUCGUACGGUCCCUAUCUGGGAUGAGUUCCACAAGCCAGAACGAAGCGAGAAGGCACCGUGGAUGUUCUCGCUCUUGGACCAGAUUCGUUUCUACCCUGUCUCAGAGGAAGAGCUUUCCGCAGCGGAGGCCAAUGGGACUUCCAGUGAUCUCAUAAAAAUCUCCAGCGCUGAGCUGGAUCUCAAUGAAUAUGAGAAUUGGCUAACAAAGAAAGAGGAGGAUAUCAUUGCUGUUCGGGAGCAACGAUCGAAGGCAAUGCGUGAAGCGGAUUUCUUCGAUGAUCUGCUCAAGCCUUACGAUGCGGUCGCAAUGCGGCCAGGUCGAGGCCAGGAGAGUGACGAAGUUAUGACCGGAGAGCGGGUGAAGGCACUUCUGCCUGGGAGAUGUUUCCGUUGCGCUGUCAAGGAGGGAGACGAAGUUCAGGCAGGAGACGCACUGAUCUGGGUCGAGUCCAAUAAAAUGGAGGUCAAGAUAUGUGCACCGGUCACUGGGAAAUGUGUGAGACUGCUGGCCACAGAGGGAGACAUCCUUGAGCCCAGUGACGAUGUUGUUAUUAUUCAAUAG